AUGGAUGAUGAUCUGACAGAAUAUCCUAUACGUCGAGUACGUUUACAACCAUGUCAAUUUUGUGGACGUCAAUUUAAUGUAGAGUCAUUGAAUAAACAUCAGGCUAUUUGUCGAAAAGUUGCAAAUAAAAAACGAAAAAUAUUUGAUGCAGGUAAACAACGAGCUACUGAUUCUGAUGUGCCAUACAAAGCAACAAGAAGAACGGCACAGGUUUAUAAUGGCGAUGCUCGAGUUCAGGAUGAUCGGUCAAACUAUGGAUCGAAACCAAAUUGGAGAGAAAAACAUAGACAAUUGAUUCAAUCUAUUCGAGAAGCUCGUUCCGUGACUCGUGCUAUGAAGCAAGGAGGACCGUUACCUGCUUUUCGGCCAAGUGAAGUUCCAUCAGACUAUGUUAAUUGCCCAUAUUGUCAUCGCAAUUUCAAUCAACAUGUUGCUCAACGACAUAUACCAUUUUGCCAAACACAACACGGACGAACACAAGUGCAACCUUCUAGACCAACUCAGCAAUAUGACAGGGGAAGAACACUUUCACCACAAAAGCCACCUCAAUAUCGACAACAACAGUCAUAUAGUACAAGUGCAUAUUCAGAUUCACAUGAUGUUUAUAGUAAUGGAUACAAACAUAGCAAUUCAGCUCCUAUGGCUGUUCGACGAAAUCCACAUGAUUAUCAAAAACAACCAUUACCACCGCCACCACCACCACCACCACGUAAAAUCCCUGCUGGUGGUAGUGGUAGUAGUUGGAGCUUGCGAAAAUUAUUUGGUUUCGAUUCUCAACCGGAACGACCGCCUCCAUCUAAUUAUUAUGCACCUGAAGUAAGUUAUUCUACUAAAUUAAAAAGAAAAGAAAAACAUCAUUUUUAUGAAUUUUUUUAUAAUAAGGAUGACGAUUAUUAUCAACCAUCGAAUCGUCAUUCUGUUCAACAACCGGUGCUUAUGCGUACGGGACGCACACAAGAUAAUACAAGUUUAAAUGUACGUGCUCGUCAACGAAAUGAUGAAGUUAGUUCAUAUAGACGUCGAGCAUCACCAACAAAACCUGCUCCUUCUUCAUAUGGUGAAACAAGAUAUCAGUAUCGCAAUAGUCAACAUAAUUCUAUGAGACCAACAGCUGUUGGACGACCACCACCACCAACAGCUAUUCAAUGUGGUGAAUGUGGUAAUAUAUUCAAUAAUUCUUCAGCAAGAUAUUGUGCUCAUUGUGGUUCGAGACGUUAA
Molecule: messenger RNA, 1218 nt
Organism: Rotaria sp. Silwood2
Lineage: Eukaryota; Metazoa; Rotifera; Eurotatoria; Philodinida; Philodinidae
Source: the annotation of a GenBank genome assembly